This is a messenger RNA of Plasmodium fragile, 2895 nucleotides long. RefSeq lists its product as uncharacterized. Gene Ontology annotation, biological process: mitochondrial protein processing; protein-containing complex assembly. NCBI's taxonomy places the organism in Eukaryota, Apicomplexa, Aconoidasida, Haemosporida, Plasmodiidae. The transcript has 2 exons. Gene Ontology annotation, cellular component: m-AAA complex; membrane. Gene Ontology annotation, molecular function: zinc ion binding; ATP hydrolysis activity; ATP binding. The record is from RefSeq and is a predicted model, not a curated record. Bases 1 to 2895 code for a protein of 964 amino acids.
AUGAGCAGGGUGCAAAUGCUUCUGAGAACCACUAGGGGUAUUUACAAUUGUGGGGUGAUGGGCCGGAGGGGCCCAGUGGAAGAGGUCUUAUCGUGUAGGAGGUACCUGGGGUCGCUUUUAAAUGUUCCUCAUGUUGGAGGGGCCGUGGAGGUAAAUGUCGCAGGAAGAAACGGCAUUUGUGGUGGUAACCGCAAAGGGGCGAGAAGGCUGCUGCACGUUUUGAAAAAAUACAUGAGGAUCUGUUGUCGAGAGGGGGGUCUGAAAAAGGGGGAGUUGCCCAAACUGCAUGAGGCAGCACAGCGUUUGUUGCAGGUAAAUGGGAGGAGCGGGGCUGUGUUCCCUCACGAGGGGAAGACCCACGAGGAGCAUUUCACAAGAGAAGAGACUACUCUCCCAGCGCACUUUGACAAAGGGAAUUUGCCCAGUGGCGAUUGGCGAAAGAGGAGCAGCUUGCACAACUCGUUCCUCGCCGCCCACCAUGCAUUUUUUAACCCGAAAAAAUAUGAACAGUUAGCAGUCGGUUUGCAGCAGAACAGAAGGAAGUUCCACCAGCUGGUUCAAAUGUACCUUUCCAAGGCACCUAAAGGAUUUGAAAAUUUUGAAAAGACAAAUAAAAAAAAAGAGGAAGGUUCUUCUUCUUCUUCAUCUUCUCCCUCAUCGUCCAAUUCGUUAAAACCUGAUGAAGAGAAGAAUAACAAAAGGUUUGACAAUUUUUUUUUUUUUUUUUCUUCAUUCACACAAAACGAUUUUUUUAUGAAUUACCUGUCCAAGGGGUACGUAGAUAAAAUAAAGCUCAUUAAUAAAGAUUAUGUGAAGGCAUACCUGAACGUUCAUGGCAUGACCAAGUAUCAUCAGAAGUACGUGAGCUUUCGUAUAGGAAAUAGUGAUGCCUUUGAGCGCAAGGUCGAGCAUAUUCAAAGACAAAUGAAUAUACAGAAUGAUCAAAUAAUUGAAGUUCAGUAUACAAAUGAAACAAAUGUAUUGAAUGAAGUGAAGAGUUAUGUCCCCACAAUACUUUUCUUCUUAUUAUUUGCCUUCAUUUUUCAAAAAAUAACUUUAAAAAAUGUAGCAGGCAGUGGUAUGGACAAAUUAUUCAAAAUGAAUAAAAUGAAUCCUAUAAGUAAACACCAGUUGAAGACGGAUGUGAAAUUCUCAAGUGUCGCUGGGAUGAAACAAGCCAAGGAAGAGAUUAUGGAAUUUGUCGACUUUUUAAAAGCCCCUUCAAAGUAUGAAGCAUUAGGGGCUAAAAUGCCUAAAGGGGCUUUGCUGUGUGGUGCCCCUGGAACAGGAAAAACAUUAUUAGCUAAAGCUGUAGCAGGGGAAGCCAAUGUACCUUUUUUUAACAUAAGUGGAAGUGAUUUUAUUGAAGUGUUUGUUGGUAUUGGACCUUCCAGAGUGAGAGAAUUAUUUGCUCAAGCAAGAAAACAUGCACCGUGCAUAAUUUUUAUUGACGAAAUUGAUGCAGUGGGUAGGAAGAGGUCGAAAGGUGGCUUCGCAGGUGGAGGAAAUGAUGAAAGAGAAAAUACAUUGAAUCAAAUGUUAGUGGAGAUGGAUGGGUUUCAUACUGCCAAUGACAAAGUAGUAGUUUUGGCAGGCACUAACCGAGUGGAUAUUCUGGACCCAGCCAUUACCAGACCAGGAAGAUUCGAUCGAAUUGUUCAUAUAAGCAAACCUGAUAUUAAUGAACGAUCUGAAAUUUUUCAAGUACAUUUAAAAAAUUUAAAAUUAGAUCACACAUUGGAUAUACAGAACAUUAGCUACCUUUUAGCUUCUCUAACUCCAGGCUUCGUCGGUGCAGACAUUGCUAAUGUGGUGAAUGAGGGAGCCAUUCAAUGUGCUAGGAGAUCUAACAUGGUCGGUGUUCAGGUGAAAGAUUUCGAAUCAGCCAUAGAGAGAGUUAUUGGGGGAUUACCAAAAUCGUCAUCCCUCAUCUCCCCAUUAGAAAAAAAAAUUAUUUCUUAUCACGAAACAGGACAUGCACUUAUCGGGUGGCUACUAGAAUAUGCAGACCCUGUUUUAAAAGUUUCAAUUUUACCUAGAAGUAAUGGAGCCCUGGGUUACUCACAACAUCUGUCGGAAGAAAUUAUGCUUUUCUCUAAAGAUGCUAUAUUGGACAAGGUGGCUGUUAUUUUAGGUGGGAGGGCAGCUGAAGAAUUAUUUAUUGGGCGCAUUACAACCGGAGCAAUUGACGAUUUAAAUAAAGUCACUCAAUUAUCCUAUUCAUACGUCUCUCAAUAUGGAAUGAAUAAAGAAAUAGGUCUUGUUUCAUUUCAACCCAAUUCCUCUAGCGAGUAUAGCUUUUACAGACCGCACUCGGAGUGCCUAGCGCACCUAAUAGAUAAUGAAGUGCGCAGUCUCAUUGAGACUCAGUACAAUCGAGUCAAGUCCAUUUUGCUUAAACAUGAAAAGCAUGUUCACAAAUUAGCAGACCUGCUUUUCCACAAGGAGACCAUCUCCUACCACGACAUUGUGCAGUGUAUUGGAGAGCGCCCCUACCCGGUCAAGUCCACCUACGAGAAGUUUGUCAAGGCUAACCCGUACAAGUUGGUCGCGUCAGGUCAGGGCGAAGUGGUCAAAGGUGAAAUGGGCAAAGGUGAAAUGGGCAAAGGUGAAAUGGGCAAAGGUGAAAUGGGCAAAGGUGAAACGGGCAAAGGUGAAACGGGCAAAGGCGAAAUGGGCAAAGGCGAAAUGGGCAAAGGUGAAAUGGGCAAAGAUGAUGCUAGCGGCGAGGCGGAGACAUCCACGGACGGCACGGCCCAGAUGGGAAAAACAAACGAAGCCUUCGCGGAGCAGCACGUCACAGAGAAAAAGGGGCCCACCGAGGAGGGCGCUGGGGAAAAUUCCGAUGACGGAAAUAAGAACAACAAGGUUUCUCACGUGGGCACCCCCCGCUGA